This is a messenger RNA of Apis laboriosa (Himalayan honeybee), 911 nucleotides long. RefSeq names its product PDZ and LIM domain protein 4-like. The record is from RefSeq and is a predicted model, not a curated record. Bases 168 to 452 code for a protein of 94 amino acids. Lineage: Eukaryota; Metazoa; Arthropoda; Insecta; Hymenoptera; Apidae. The transcript has 3 exons. Gene Ontology annotation, biological process: muscle structure development; actin cytoskeleton organization. Gene Ontology annotation, molecular function: muscle alpha-actinin binding; actin binding. Gene Ontology annotation, cellular component: filamentous actin; Z disc; stress fiber.
GCGAAACAUCGAGCAGGUGAUCGACGUCGUGAUAUCGUCAGUUCCUUUCGCAGUUCGAUCGAUCUUCUUCCAAGUUUAGUUCUCUAUUCUCGAAGUUCGAAGAAAUUUCCUCGAAUUGUCGCGUAGCUCAAUAGAGAUCGAUCUUUUGAUACAUCGAAGAAAUCAUUAUGGUGGACGUUGACAUAAAACUCUCGAGAAGCAACAAGAACCAAGCCUGGGGCUUUCGAUUAUCCGGAGGAGCUGACUUUGCUUUUCCUUUGACUGUCGUCAGGGUACUUCUCGGAGGAUUAGCCGAUAAGGCGGGUUUACAAGCUGGCGAUAUAGUGGUCAAAAUAAAUGGGGAAACUGUGCAGCAUUUGAGGCACGUCGAGGUUCACGAUCGCUUUGUCAAAGCUGGAAACGAAAUUAUACUGUCUGUCGUGCGAAAUUUAAAAUUCGAACGAAAAGUUUAACGAAAAUGGUUAUCGACACGUGUCUUGCUAUGAGAUAUCGAGCGACCAUUUUUUGCGCGAACGAUACGAUCUUAUUGAAAGAAUUAUUUUAAUGUUGAAUAAAAUAAUGUACCUUUUUCCAAAUAUUUCUUCAUCUUGAAUUAAGUUAAGUCGUUAAUAUAUACCUAUAUACCUUAUAAUUGGAAACUAUAAUAUAAAUAUUAUCGUUUGUUGGCCGAUCUUCAUGAUGGUUCUGGCAUCGGUAAUCAAGGUCCGUUAAAGCAGGAUUGCAACAUCAUGUUAUCGUUACGUGUCACCGAUUGACCCACAUUGUAAAAUACAAUUUGUCAACUAUUGAUCCGGCCUCGUCUACGAUCUUACCUUUUAUAACAAUGAGUCAUCGGUUUGUUAAAAUGACGUUUUUAAAUACAAAUUUAAUUAAUCGUUAUGUUUUAAUGAUAAAUCGAGAUCCGAAAAUUA